CUGUCUCUUCAACACUCCGCCUGCAUCCCCGUCCGGAAGUCUCCGUUUUUCUUGCUCGCUUCCGCCUGCUGGAUCCAGCCCUCUGUGACUGUUUCUGCGAUUGAGACGCCGUUUCGGUUGGUUGUUUGGACUUCUAUCCAGAACGCCACCUGCCCUGCGCUGUCCGAAGGAGACAUCCCAGCCCGCCUACGAAUCGCCUCUCGGAGUCGGACCUCCUCGCAUCGCCUAACGGACCCUCCCACGUUAGCGGCCCCGAACGAUUAGAAAUCGGGAGUAGCUGUAUCUGCGAUCUUUCCGGCAUCGCCCUUUCUAGUUAUACCAAGUUAUAAUCGCAUCUCUCCACUCCGAAUAUUCAACUCGCCAUUAUGUCUGUGCCAACCUUGCAGCGAGAGACAGGAUUUCAGGUUCGGUCUCUGUUCCGAUCCUUGCUCCGGCAAUCCUCCCAGUUCUCGAACUACAACUUCCGCGAGUAUGCCCGCCGGCGCACGGUAGAUGCCUUCCGCGAGCACCAGAAGGAAGGCGAAGACAGGCGGAUACAGGAGUUGAUCCAGGAUGGACUACAGAAUCUGCGGAUGAUGAAGAGGCAAACCGUUAUCAGUCAAUUUUACCAGCUGGACAAGUUGGUUGUUGAAGGCCAGAAGACUGGAAAGCAAACUGGCUCGGAAGGCAACAUUGUUCGCCAGAAGGAUACCGGCUGGGACUAAUCGAUUUUCCUAAAUCUGUUGUUUUUGGAAGCGUGAGUACGGAGUUGAGGGGAAUCCGGAGCCAUACGACAUUGAUAUCACCCGCAGAUGAAGUGACGGAAUAGACCGGAGGGGUUCUGUAUUUUUAUUGAAAGCCACUGCGCUGUAGGUAACACCGAUGCUUACUCUGACUUGACCGCAAUACGAUUCUUCUCUCCCCAGAAACCAAUU
This is a messenger RNA of Aspergillus sclerotioniger CBS 115572, 914 nucleotides long. Its product is annotated as LYR motif-containing protein. Gene Ontology annotation, cellular component: L-cysteine desulfurase complex; mitochondrion. Bases 366 to 704 code for a protein of 112 amino acids. The transcript has 6 exons. Gene Ontology annotation, biological process: iron-sulfur cluster assembly. The record is from RefSeq and is a predicted model, not a curated record. Lineage: Eukaryota; Fungi; Ascomycota; Eurotiomycetes; Eurotiales; Aspergillaceae.